AACCGUGUGUGAAUGGCCUGUGCAGCGUCAAAAAACGGGGCUGUAACUCGUCUACACUCGAACUGAUUCCUGAAAAUCGAGUAAAAGAGGUCGCUAGAGCAGUAAUUUAGGUCGUCGCUGGAAGCGCAAGUCCGCUUUCUGUGCAGUGCAAGUCAGAUAGCAUUAGCUAGCCAGUUAGCUUUCCUGGGUUCCGCUGUGAGGACGGGCAGACUGGGUUAAAACUACUUAAAAAAGUGGGUGCCGGAGUGUUUCCCCUCCCGCCUCUGUUAGAAAUGGCGCAGCGCGUGGCUGUGAAUGAUGCCGCUGGAGUUAAACGGACGUCCAGGGUUCGUGUGGCGGUGCGGCUGCGCCCCUACAUAGGCAAGGAGGACGAAAAGGGAGAAGGACCUUGUGUCCGAGGAUUAGGACCGCAAACUCUGGAGAUCAUCAACUGGAGGAAUGCCACAGAGACUUUGCAGUAUCAGUUUGAUGUUUUCCAUGGAGAGCAAACAACUCAACAAGAAGUGUUUUUGUCUUCUGUGAAGCCCAUUACCCCCCACAUUCUUAAUGGGCAGAAUGCUAGCGUCUUUGCCUAUGGACCCACGGGAGCUGGAAAGACCCACACCAUGCUAGGCAGUCAGGAGCAUCCGGGAGUGAUCCCCCGGGCAGUUCGUGAGGUAUUCCAACUGGUGCGCAUCCAAGAGAGAGACCAGGAUGAAUGGCAGUUCUCUGUGGGCAUGUCAUAUCUAGAAAUCUACAAUGAAAAGGUUUUGGAUCUCUUGUCUCCAAGCUCUCAGGAUCUACCAAUCCGCGAAGACAAAGAUAAAAACAUCGUCAUCCCAGGCUUGACUCACACUCCCCUCUCUUCCUUUUCGGAUUUUGAUGCACACUUUGUUCCAGCCAGUCUAAACCGCACCACAGCCUCCACCAAACUCAACCAACGCUCCAGUCGCAGCCACGCGAUCCUUCUCAUCAAGGUGGUGAAGUCUCAGCGUAUCCCUCCUCACCGACAGCAGACGGGGAAGCUCUACCUAGUGGACCUGGCCGGUUCAGAGGACAACCGGCGAACGGGUAACCAGGGUAUCCGCUUAAAAGAGAGUGGCGCGAUCAACUUAUCCCUCUUCACCCUCAGCAAAGUGGUGGACUCUUUGAACGCUGGGGCUGCGGGCCGCGUGCCCUACAGGGACAGCAAACUCACCCGCCUGCUGCAGGAUUCGCUGGGAGGCUCAGCCCAUUCAGUGAUGAUCACAAACAUUGCCCCCGAGUACAAGUUCUACUUUGAUACGUUCACUGCUCUCAACUUCGCCGCCAAGUCCAAGCACAUUGUUAACCGGCCGUUUGUCCGAGAGACUGUGAUGGCCCCUGUGAACGGGAAGAGGGCAAGGGAGGAGCAGGAGGCUGGGGGAUCAGGAGAACCCCAGAAUAAGAGGUUGAAUGUGGGCAAAAAAGCAGAACUGCCAUCACCAUUACACACACAUCCACACAGCCCAGCAGAUUCCUCAGUGUUGGACAGACUUCUGGCUCUGGAGAAAAUGAUGUUGGGCUCCCCAGAGAGAGAGAGGCUCAACCUACUGAAGACUGUCGCCCAAUCCCGCAGAGAGAUCCAGAAACUUAAGGAGAAGCAGAAAGAGUUGGAAGAAAAGGCAAGCAUGUUGAAUAAAGUGGCUGGUGGUCAGAGUGCAGUGAUGGGUAAGAAAGACAGUGAAGCACCGCUCUUCAGAACAGAUCUGAACCUUUUGCACAGGAAGGAGUCUACAGCAGCCAGACCUAAGAAACAGCAAGCAGUCGUCACCCCGCUACAAGUGUCUCAGGUGCAGCCCCUACAGCAGUGUGCUGUGGUUUGUAAACCAUCCCAAGCAUUGGGCAAGAAGAAAAAACAUAUCCAGAAGAUCUCAGACGGUAAGGAGAACAGUAGUAAGGAGCCCUCCAGUGGAGAGGAGGUGAACUGGGAGUCCCGACUAGACUCAUCGCUACUAGAGCAGUCAAAACAAAAAAUCCUCCAAACGCUCAACUCGGGCUCACUGAAAGAGCUGAAGAGCCUGCAGCUCAUUGGGGAUAAGAAGGCCAAACUCAUUUUGGGAUGGAGAGAAAUCAAUGGAGACUUCACCCAGAUGGAAGACUUGAAGAAAAUCGAAGGCAUAACAGCAAAACGUUUCUCCUCUUUCAUCAAGGCCAACAUUCUCAGUGCGAUGGGGCAGUGAUCAUGCAUGUUCCUGUCGAGCUGUAAGAAUAAUGGAUCAUUUAGUUUUUCUUUUUAAAUAAACAUUUUACUUAUUGCUUUUAACUGUUCUUGUGCUACGUUUUUCUGUUCACUGGCAUGCUGCUUAAUAAAUUGCAUUACAGUCCCA
Messenger RNA from Pygocentrus nattereri (red-bellied piranha), 2327 nucleotides. RefSeq names its product kinesin family member 22 (gene kif22). The transcript is spliced from 13 exons. Gene Ontology annotation, molecular function: microtubule motor activity; microtubule binding; ATP binding. The record is from RefSeq and is a predicted model, not a curated record. Bases 273 to 2180 code for a protein of 635 amino acids. Gene Ontology annotation, biological process: mitotic spindle organization; microtubule-based movement. NCBI's taxonomy places the organism in Eukaryota, Metazoa, Chordata, Actinopteri, Characiformes, Serrasalmidae.